CAGUUUGUAAACAUCAACACUUCGCAUUGCUUCGUAGUUUUUCUCCAAAGAAAUGCAGAUAAAUCGAUAAAAACAGCAACAUUUGUAGAGUGCAUUCCAUUUUAAAGCUUUCAAUACUGCACAAAGCAUCACGAUGGGCUUCGUACAGCGGGCACUUUUCACCUGGUUCAUCAUUCUGGUGUUCCUGAUUCUGCUGUGUCUCCGGCUAGAAAGUCGCAUUAACUGGAACUGGUUCAUCGUUUUCAUACCCCUCUGGCUAUACGACACCAUCCUGAUAACGUGGGUCGUAAUCGAAAUCAUCCAACGGCAGCACGCCAAUCGACUGAUCUCCUUCCGGCACUACGAGUACUACGUGGCCGGAAUACUGCUGAAAAUCCUGUCGCAGAUUGCCAUCUGCCUCAAGCUGGAAUACAACUCCAUUCCGUUGUAUGCGAUGAUGAUUCCGGUUUGGUUGCUGCUGGCCAUGCUCAUCGUCUACAUGGCUACCAAUUUGCAACCGAAGCCUCGCUCGAUGGGAUCGAACAAGAGCAGCCGACAGACGGCGACCGCUUCGUCCUAGGGGUACGUCCGGGUGAAGCUUUGAGUUUCGCCCUCACCCUAGAGUGCCCGCGCGGUUUGCCACUGGCGGCACCUGGGGAAUUUCCGAGCUGUUGUGUGCUAGUGCAAGUAAGGAUUUAGCUUAUGUAUCUAUUUUAAUGUAACGUAAACGUGACAGUAUAAUCUAUCUAGUUUGACAAAUUGCUGUUGUGUAUUAACAAGAACAGCUCGAUUUGACGCCCGCGCUUAAUACGUAAGGGACGCAAUAAAUUCUCAGUACAGUAUGUUAGAUAUGUAGAAUAUCAACUCAAUCAAUUUACAAGUUAAACUCUAUUGGAAAGAAAGCCAAACUUAGUUUUUUUUUAUAUUGUUAAGGAGAGCAUCCCGAGCAGGAGAAAAUAGCUUAUAAAUAUCAAAUUUAGGUGUAAUAACAGCAUAACUGGCAACCUAAAUAUGGCAUUGACGAGCCUCUGACAUAAGAGGUAAAAUAUGAAAAAUAAUCCUCACUAAUUUUCUACGAAGAGCGAA
Ochlerotatus camptorhynchus is the source of this 1065-nucleotide messenger RNA. RefSeq names its product transmembrane protein 60. The transcript is spliced from 2 exons. NCBI's taxonomy places the organism in Eukaryota, Metazoa, Arthropoda, Insecta, Diptera, Culicidae. The coding region runs from base 134 to 559 and encodes 141 amino acids. The record is from RefSeq and is a predicted model, not a curated record.